Molecule: messenger RNA, 855 nt
Organism: Diospyros lotus (date-plum)
Lineage: Eukaryota; Viridiplantae; Streptophyta; Magnoliopsida; Ericales; Ebenaceae
Exons: 2
Coding region: 1-855 (284 amino acids)
Source: RefSeq, a predicted model, not a curated record
AUGGGGCAAGCGUCGCUACUUUCAAAACCUAAGGAUGGGGAAAAAUUGGUCGUCUAUCUGGGAGUGUCAGAGCACGCUCUUAGCGCAGCAUUAGUUCGGGAGGAAGAAUGGAUGCAAUACCCCGUCUACUACGUCAGCAAGAGGUUGGUGGAUGUGAAAACAAGGUACAUACUGAUGGAGAAGCUCGCAUACUGCCUAGUCACAACAUCGAGGAAGUUGCGUCCCUAUUUCCAAGCCCAUCAGAUCGACGUUCUGACCAACAAAAGGUGCAAAGAUGGUGGCAUACCUGCUCAAAGCGCGCGAACUUCUGGCCCUUCUCCCAAGAUUCGAGGUACGCAGAUUCCCCGUUCUCAAAAUUCUCAUGCGGACGCACUAGCUCGACUAGCAACUGCGCGAGAUACAAAGUUCCUGGGGGCUAUACUGGUGGAAUUUCUAGCUGCCCCUAGCACGGAACAAUCGGCUGAGACGAUGGAGAUUGGCGCGCCCCAGGGUUCAUGGAUGAGUCCUAUUCUGGAAGAUCUACGGGGCAAAAAGCUGCCAAUAGACAAACUCGAAGCGCGCAGACUGCGAGCUCGAGCUAUCCGCUACUGUAUCCACGAUGAGGUGUUGUAUAAGCGAGGAUUCACAGCUCCACUGUUAAGGUGUAUCGAGGGCCCCGAUUGUCGGAUCGUGUUGGAGGAAAUACAUGCUGGACAUUGCGGUAACCACGCUGGGGCUCUGUCACUAGCCCAGAAAGCACUUCGGCAGGGAUUCUAUUGGCCCACGAUGAAACAUGAUGCGAUAGAGCUGGUAAAGAGAUGUGAAAAGUGCCAACAGUUUGCUAAAGUCCCGCGAGCUCCUCCGGCCUAUCUCUAA